AUGAGUUAUAUUUGGAAUGAGGCGCUUUAUUCGUCGGUUGUGGAUUCGGCUAUCUCUGCGAAUCUUCAGAGUCUUGCGAAUGAGGCGAGGGUCAUCUAUUCCCAAGGGAACUUUUCAGAGAUCCCACUCACUUCCCAGUCCAUAUCCGUGUUUGCGGAUCCGUGGCAUCUGAGGAGUAUCAACAUACAACCUACCACCCAAGGCUCGCGGGCAAUCUACAACACUCUCGUCAUAAUCCUCAUCCUCAUCCAAGAAUUCUUCUACCUCGGAACCAUCAACAGUCUCUACGAGUCCUUCAAGAUCUACACCCGACUCAACCCCCACCGCAUCCUGACCUUCCGCUUCCUCCUCUCGCUAGCAUACUGCCUCAUCGGCUCGCUCUGUGUCACGGCCUCCAUCUGGGCCUUCAAAGCAGGCUGGGCCGUCAACACGGCGCAAUUCUUCCUCACCUGGGCCGCGCUGUGGAUCUUCGCACACCUCAACUUUCUAACCUUCGACGUGUUCACCGUCUGGCUACCUUUGCCCUUCGUCCCCAUGGCGCUGAUAACUUGGGUCAUCCUCAACGUCACGAGUAUCCUCCUCCCAUUCGAGCUCUCGAGUCCCUUCUAUCGAUGGGGCUAUGCGAUGCCGGCGCAUGAGGUGUAUCAGAUCCUCGUUGAUAUCUGGAGUGGAGGGUGUAAUCCCACACUUCGGUACUCGAUGCCUAUCCUCUUUGCCUACGAGGUCUCGGGGCUGUUCUUGAGUGGGUUGGGUGUGCAUAGACGGUGUCAUUUUGCGGUUAUUAGGGAGGAGAAUGAGAAGGCUGUUUUUGAGGCGAAGAUUGAGGCGGCGUUGGGGUUUGAGAGGGGGAAGAGGGGGGAGAGAGAACGGGAGAGUAUGAGUGGAGGGAGAGAUGAGAGGGCGAACCUUGAUAUGGUGGGUGGUAAAGAGGAAUCUGGCGAGGGGAAUGGUGGCCUUCAAGGUGAUGAAGAAGCUGAGAGGGAUGAUGCUACUGAGGAGCGUGAGAUGGAACGUGAGGAGUUGAGCGAGGUUAUUGAGAGGGAGACGACGAGGGUGAGGAGGGAGCAGAGUCGGGGUGGGGGUAAGGCGGUGGAUUCUGGUCCGAGUUUUGGGUUUAGGUUUGGGACUGGGAAUGAGAGUUAG
This is a messenger RNA of Hymenoscyphus albidus, 1143 nucleotides long. The record is from the annotation of a GenBank genome assembly. NCBI's taxonomy places the organism in Eukaryota, Fungi, Ascomycota, Leotiomycetes, Helotiales, Helotiaceae.